CUUCGGCCUCGAGUGCUGGGAAGCGGUGUUGCCUGCUUCGAGCAAGCAGCUACCGCGUCCGCGCGCGCGCGCGCCCGCGCCCUCCUUUGAAUGUAAAUUGUAGGGGGCCGUCUCCCACCACUGCGUGCGUCUCUGGGAACCAGAACCUUGAAUCAGGACCGCACAGGGGAAUUCGGGACCGUUUUAGUUUUCCUUCAACAUUUUUUCCUCAGAGACCAUGGAAGAAGCCUCCCUCCCCGAAGCGUCCAGUCUCCCCCACCACGAGCAAAAUGACGCUAGGUAACCCAGAGAUCUGUGGGAUCCGAAGUUGCGCCAUUAACGGGGCUUUCCCGUGAGUUCGUGGACAGUAGACUCGAAAUUAUUUUUUCUGGACACUUGGGUAUCAGUAUAUUCAGCUUAAAACAUGUGACUUUGUUGCCAAUUCAUUCUUACCUGCUUUUGAAGGACUAACAUGCUACUAUUUGGAUGUCCAUAUUUCUUUUAAAUCACAAGUGAAAAUAUAUUUUAAAAAUCAGGAUACAUUAGUUAAUUAUGUUGGUUACUGAUUAGCAUUUCUGUUUGAUUAGAAAGUUUUGGAAGAAACUUUAAACAGCUUCUUCAGCCUCUAAUUUUACAGUAAAAAAUAAAGCUCUACUACUCGAACUCGGUCUGGAUUAGAACUCCUGCAUCAUCGUCAAUCUUUCCCAACCUGACGCUGUCUCAUUUAUUUCUCUGAAGACAGAAGCUUUCGUUACAGAUAAGAGUCUGGGAGCACAGUGAUAUGCAACCUGGCUCUAAGGAAGGAAGACUUUCAAGCAUUUUAGGAUUGGACCAGAAGAAAGACUGUGUUCCAUCCAUGAAACCCCACAGGCCCUGGGCAGACACCUGCAGCUCCUCAGAGAAAGAUAUUAACUUGUGUCUACCAGUCCCGAGCCUCCCUAAUGGGAUCUUACUCCCUUGUACCAUGGAUUACCCAGUGCCAGAAGAAAGAGUUUUGAAAUACGAAAAUUACUUUACGGCCUCAGAAAGACUGUCUUUGAAAAGAGAGUUGAGUUGGUAUAGAGGCAGAAGACCAAGAACUGCUUUUACUCAAAACCAGAUUGAAGUGUUGGAAAAUGUCUUUAGAGUAAACUGCUAUCCUGGCAUUGAUAUCAGAGAAGACUUAGCUCAAAAAUUGAAUCUAGAAGAAGACAGAAUACAGAUCUGGUUCCAAAAUCGACGUGCAAAACUGAGGAGGUCCCACAGAGAAUCACAGUUUCUAAUGGCAAAAAAAAAUUUCAACACAAAUCUCUUGGAAUAGAUAAAAAACUAAACAUGUGAAAUUAUCUUCCAGUUGCAGAAUAUGAAGAAUCAAUGGAAAUAUCAAGUUUUAAAAGUGUGAUGUUUUGUUUUCUGCAUUUAAUCUGAACAUUGUCAUUUUUCUGAAAAUAUAAUGUAAAUAAUUACUAUUAUACCGUGGUACCUAUUAUACUUGGGCACUUUUCAAUACAAAAGGCCUUUUCUAUGUAUUUUAAUAAACAUUUUCAGAAAAAGCCAGCUAUUUUUUAAGUGAGCAAAUUUAACCUAAUAAAUUAGCUUGCUAAAAUCAGUAAGCUCAUGAUUAAGUGGCUCCACAAACUGGAUUAUGUUUACAAACUACUUCAAGUAAAGUAAUCUGAAGAAUGGCACAGAGGUGUGAUUUGUUUCAGUUAGUUUCCUUCAAAUGCAUUUUGAAACAUGAUUAUGCUUUAAUAUAUUAUAGAUUAUUUAUUCAUAAAUCUUUAGUUCCUCUUGACUUCUGGCAUAAAGCAGUGAGAAUUUUUCACCAUAUAUCAAUACAAAUCCUUAUAGAAUGCCAGUUUAAGCUUUUUUUUAAAGCAAAGUUAUUAUACCAAAGUAGAAAUAUAAAACUAUCGGUCGUUGUAUUCAUACCACUGGUACUACAUUGUACAAAAGAAUUGAGCAAUGUAACUGCAAAUUUAAAAUAUUUUUCUAGGUUAUUUAAUGCUAUACUUUAAUUUCACUCAUUAAAGUGACAAUGAUCAUUUGGCUUAUAUCUAUUUCUAGUGUAAUGACUUCCAAUUAACUAUAUAUUUUGUUACAAGUAAUAUUCUGACUGAGAAGACGAGACAACUGAGCUGCCUUGUGUAUGUGCCCUAACGUAGUUGCUGGAUAUAAUCAAGGCACUUUCUGGGGAAAAAACUAUGUAUUUUCUUUGCAUUUCCCAUUGUACCUAUCAAUUAAAGACACAAAUAGGAUUAAGUAGCAUCACAAGAAAGGAGUCCUACCACUGGAAAUCUGGGUAUUUGUUUUCUAGUUAAUUAAUGGAAGGCCAAAGUGGGUGUUCUUGUCUAAAUGUUAGCUUGAGGGCUCUGACUUUGUCUCCUGAAAGCCUAUUUCAACUUCGCCCAUUUGAAUUGAAUUCUUCCUUGCUUCCUUUUUUUAAAUUUCCUAUUCUGUCCUUUGCCCUUCCAAAGCUAACCAGAGUAGGAGAUUCUUACUGACUUUUUUCUUUUUGCUUUCCUUUUUUCCUAUUGCAUGAGAAAGCCUGGAGGGAGUUUGCCUGUUAUCUCUGAGGAAAAGUAGCAUGACUCAGAUUUUGAAGCUUUUUAAAAUCAUUUACUGAGAGCACGUGUGGUGGCAGAAAGCUGUGUCCCUGAAACCGGUCAGCAACAAGCCGUUUUACUAUUGGUGAGAUGGAGAGGGGGAGGAGGAAAGAAGGGGCCCAAUGGUAGUAAGUGGAAGACGACCAGAGGCAUUAAAUGUUUUCUAAGGAACACUCUGCUGUCAUACUGGGCCACCUUUCCAAUAUAAAGAGCUGCUUUCAUUAAUAUAAAAUUUGAAGCACCAGGAACUUUCAUUCCUUUUUAUUGGGUUCUCGUUAAAUUAUAUUAAGUCGGAGGACCAGAAGUCACAAGGAGUGGGUUGGAGGGAAAGGUGUCACAUGAUGUGUAAGCUUUUCAACUAGCCUUUUACUUUAAUCCCAAAUGCCAUAUUUACAUACUGUGAAAAAUUCAAGCAAUAUAAAAAUAGACUGAAAUCUUCCUCAAAUCUCAUCCUUCGCGGAUAA
This is a messenger RNA of Artibeus jamaicensis (Jamaican fruit-eating bat), 3028 nucleotides long. It is a transcript of the gene HESX1, whose product is annotated as HESX homeobox 1. Bases 761 to 1279 code for a protein of 172 amino acids. The transcript has 6 exons. Gene Ontology annotation, biological process: forebrain development; regulation of transcription by RNA polymerase II; pituitary gland development. Gene Ontology annotation, cellular component: nucleus. Gene Ontology annotation, molecular function: RNA polymerase II cis-regulatory region sequence-specific DNA binding; DNA-binding transcription repressor activity, RNA polymerase II-specific. NCBI's taxonomy places the organism in Eukaryota, Metazoa, Chordata, Mammalia, Chiroptera, Phyllostomidae. The record is from RefSeq and is a predicted model, not a curated record.